GGAGAAAGACUUACAUUUCUGCUAGCUCCUCCAGGCGCCAGCCAGGCAGCAGCAGCACCACCGCGUACCCACGUUCGUCGCGCGUUCCUCCGACGACGUUAGGCGAUCCGUGAGGCGAGGAUUCCUUUCUCGCUCUCUCUCUCUCUCUCUCCCGCUCGCUGGUGGUGGUCCAUGUGAGCCGCGCGCCAUCGCCCGGUUUUUGGCGACCCUCGACCACUACGGUACGGUGUGUUCCGGAUCGAUCCGGAUACCGGUCCUCUCCCACCGCCCCCCCCAGUGUGGUGUAGCCCCCCUCCUGACUCGGUGGGCCCGCCCGCAGAGGGUCCGGUCCUGGGGUCUGCCCAGCCCAGCACUACCCAUAACCAGCUGUUUCUUCACACACACACCGACACACACACACACAACGAUGCACGGGACGGUGGAUACCGACAAGAAUGCCGACUCGGCCUCGCUCCGGGAGAAGGUGCAGCUGCGGAAGGGGGAAAAGUGGCGCAUCCUGAAGAACAUCAUCACCGUGUCGUUCGCGUUCAUGGUCCAGUUCACGGCGUUCCAGGGAACCGCCAACCUGCAGUCGUCGAUCAACGCCAAGGACGGCCUCGGCACGGUGUCGCUGAGCGCCAUCUACGCGGCGCUCGUCGUGUCCUGCAUCUUCCUGCCGACGCUCGUCAUCCGGAAGCUGACGGUCAAGUGGACGCUGUGCGUCAGCAUGCUCUGCUACGCGCCGUACAUUGCGUCCCAGUUCUACCCGCAGUUCUACACGCUCGUCCCGGCCGGCAUCCUGCUCGGGCUGGGGGCCGCCCCGAUGUGGGCGAGCCAGGCCACGUACCUGACGCAGCUCGGCCAGGUCUACGCCAAGCUCACGGACCAGCCGGUCGAAGCGAUCAUCGUGCGCUUCUUCGGCUUCUUCUUCCUCGCCUGGCAAACGGCCGAGCUGUGGGGUAACCUCAUCUCCAGUCUCGUCCUGUCGAGCGGUGCGCACGGCGGCGGCGGCGCCUCCCCGGUCGACGGCGGCGCGGGGAACGGGUCGGUGAUUGCGACGCACGACGCCAGCCUGCACUACUGUGGCGCCAACUUCUGUGUCGUGGAAACGUCCGACAACAGCAACCUGCAGCGGCCGCCGGACUCGGAAAUCUACGAGAUCUCGGCCAUCUACCUGUCCUGCAUCGUCGGGGCCGUCAUCAUCAUCGCCAUCUUCCUGGACCCACUGUCACGGUAUGGUGAGCGGCGCCGCGGGUCCAUCUCGGCGACCGAGAUCUCCGGCAUGCAGCUGCUGUCCGCAACCUUCAAGCAGCUGAAGAAAGCGAACCAGCAGCUCCUGAUCCUGAUUACCGUGUUCAUCGGCAUGGAGCAGGCAUUCAUCGGGGCCGACUUCACGCAGGCGUACGUGUCGUGCGCCCUCGGCAUCCACCAGAUCGGCUACGUGAUGAUCUGCUUCGGUGUCGUCAACGCCAUCUGCUCCAUCAUCUUCGGCUCGGCCAUGAAGUACGUCGGGCGGAUCGUCAUCAUCAUCCUAGGGGCAAUCGUGCACGGGGGGUGUAUCAUCUAUCUGCUGUACUGGAGACCCCAUCCGGACCAUCAGCUGGUCUUCUAUAUCCUGUCCGGGCUGUGGGGCAUCGGGGAUGCCGUCUGGCAGACGCAGAUCAACGGUCUGUACGGUGCACUGUUCCGCCGGAACAAGGAGGCUGCCUUCUCGAACUACCGACUGUGGGAGUCGGUGGGGUUCGUGAUCGCCUACGCGUACUCCACGCAGCUGUGCGCCCGCAUGAAGCUCUACCUCCUGUUCGGGGUGCUAGUCUGCGGUAUGCUGGGGUACACGAUCGUCGAGGUGCGCCAGCAGAAGAAGGAGAAGCGGAUGAAGCAGCUCGAGGAGAUACCCAAGCAGCAGCAGACGGACGCGGACCGGAAGGCCAUCGAGGAGGACGACGAGAAGGACGAGCUGGAGGAGGAUAUCGUGGUCACGCACCUCUAGGUCAUACCCCCCCCACCCCCCCCCCCCCCCCCCCGCCCCCGGGAGCACAGCGAGAGGGCGUGCAGUCCGUGCCGUCUCCUCCCAGUGAUGUAGUCACAUACCAACCAGCAAGUAUAAUGGGCGUUUUACGGCCCACCCGAUACAAGUACUGGUAGUCGCUAGUUACAAAGAUAUAUGCGAAUCGAAUAAAAACGAUAAAA
Anopheles cruzii is the source of this 2169-nucleotide messenger RNA. Its product is annotated as UNC93-like protein. The record is from RefSeq and is a predicted model, not a curated record. Gene Ontology annotation, cellular component: plasma membrane; striated muscle dense body. NCBI's taxonomy places the organism in Eukaryota, Metazoa, Arthropoda, Insecta, Diptera, Culicidae. The coding region runs from base 407 to 1969 and encodes 520 amino acids. Gene Ontology annotation, molecular function: potassium channel regulator activity. The transcript is spliced from 8 exons. Gene Ontology annotation, biological process: regulation of muscle contraction; regulation of potassium ion transport.